Messenger RNA from Gossypium raimondii (Peruvian cotton), 773 nucleotides. Its product is annotated as acyl carrier protein 1, chloroplastic. The transcript is spliced from 4 exons. Gene Ontology annotation, biological process: fatty acid biosynthetic process. NCBI's taxonomy places the organism in Eukaryota, Viridiplantae, Streptophyta, Magnoliopsida, Malvales, Malvaceae. Bases 150 to 560 code for a protein of 136 amino acids. The record is from RefSeq and is a predicted model, not a curated record. Gene Ontology annotation, molecular function: phosphopantetheine binding; acyl carrier activity.
AGCAAAUAAACACCCCAAAAGGAGAGAAACCUCUUUCUCAUUCUCAAUAUCACAAAUCCUCCUAUAAAAACCGAACUCCUAAACCCUCAUACUCCACUCCACUCAUCUUCGGUCUCUCCGCCGUUUCGCAUUUCGUCUUUUUCUCUCCAAUGGCUUCUAUUGCUGGUUCAUCCAUCUCCAUGCAACCUCGCCCCUUUGCUAAAGGCAGUGUUUCUGGGUUGAAAUUGGGUUCAUUUAUGAACCAGGGAAGAAGCACCCUCUCAUUUACGAUGCGUCCAAUGCCUGCUCGCUUGCAGAUCUGCUGUGCUGCCAAAAAAGAGACCGUGGAUAAGGUAUGUGAAGUAGUAAAGAGACAAUUAGCUUUAGACAAUGACAAACCAAUCACCGGUGAAUCAACAUUUCUUGAUCUUGGAGCUGAUUCUCUUGAUACGGUUGAGAUUGUGAUGGGACUUGAGGAAGAAUUCGGAAUCACGGUGGAAGAGGACAAUGCACAAUCCAUCACAACUGUUCAAGAUGCUGCAGAACUUAUCGAGAAGCUGUGCAGUGAGAAAAGUGCCUAGAAAACAAGGAUCGCAGUUGGUUGGUUUAUUUGCCGAUAUUUGAUAUUCACAUACUAGACCGCAAACGUGGGGGAAAUCAUGUGUGAACUUUUAUUAUGUUGAAUAUGUAGGAAAUUUCGUAAUAAAGUUGUUGGGAUUCUUAGUUAAAUUGUGGAACUUAAAAUGUGUCAUUUCGUUUUACUAUCUCAGUUGAGGGUUUUAUUUGUGCUCAAA